Lactuca sativa (garden lettuce) is the source of this 726-nucleotide messenger RNA. RefSeq lists its product as uncharacterized. The record is from RefSeq and is a predicted model, not a curated record. NCBI's taxonomy places the organism in Eukaryota, Viridiplantae, Streptophyta, Magnoliopsida, Asterales, Asteraceae.
AUGGAAGUUAUGGAUUUAUUGUCGGUUCGGUCGUUUUGGUGGAGUGAUUCUUUUAUGCAUGCUUUUUCUCCAUCUCGUGUAGGUUCGGGUGGUAUUCUAGCUGUUUGGAACCCGCAUUUUAUUUCUCAGAAACAGAUGAUUAUUGGUGAUUGGUUUGUUGUUGUUGAGGCUGUUUGGACGCGGUUGGGUUUGGAUGUUAUGUUUUUUGUUAUUUAUGCGCCCCAAGGGGCUGUUUGUAAAAGGAAUCUGUGGGCUAACAUUUUAGAGAUGGUUGUUUCUUUUCUGGGAGAGUGUAUUCUUAUGGGCGAUUUUAAUGAAGUUCGGGAUGAGUUGGAGCGAUUGGGGUCUCGUUUUAAUUCGAUGAAUGCUAGAUAUUUUAAUGAUUUUAUAGAAUACGCUGAUUUGGUGGAUGUUCCUUUAGGAGGGCCGAAAUUUACUUGGAGCGAUAGAUGGGGUUCGAAAUUUAGCAAACUCAAUAGAUUUCUUAUCACGGAGGGUUUAUUGCAUAAUUUUCCUCAUAUGACGGGCUUGGUUUUGGAAAAGAAUUUACUAGAUCAUCGUCCCAUUAUUUUGAUAGAGCAACCUGUUGAUUACGGUCCUACUCCUUUUCGGAAUUUUCACUCUUGGUUUGAAUUAGAUGAUUUUGAUGGGAUAGUACGUGGCUCUUGGUUGCAAUUGGUGGUUGGGUUGGUGGAUAUGAACCCUUGGUGUAACAUCCCCCUCUGA